Solanum tuberosum (potato) is the source of this 1360-nucleotide messenger RNA. RefSeq lists its product as uncharacterized. The coding region runs from base 83 to 961 and encodes 292 amino acids. The record is from RefSeq and is a predicted model, not a curated record. Lineage: Eukaryota; Viridiplantae; Streptophyta; Magnoliopsida; Solanales; Solanaceae. The transcript has 10 exons.
CCACCCAUUUCACUGCUAAAGUAUCUCAAUUUUUUUAUAAAUGGAACAAUGAGCGUUAGCCUUUACUCCACACAAAAUCAAAAUGCAGAUUCAUCAUACUCAAACCCUAAUUUCUUCUCCUAAACCCUUCAAUUUAAUUCCUUUUUCAGUUAACAAAACCCCCAAAUUGAAUGUUGCAGCUUUGGGUAGUCGUGUUUUGAAGGCAAAUCAUGGAUUGCGAAGUAAGAAUCGCAAUGUGAUAUGCUCGGCUGCUGAUCGAUGGAGUUUUGAUAAUGAUGCGAAACGGAAAAGAAAAGUAGUUGAACACGUGAGUCUGAUCAAAGGAAAGGAGGACUUAUCUGAAGUACAAGAGAAAGAUAUGCUGGACUACCUUUAUACAACCCAAUAUCAAAUGGGUGGCAUUGUUUCCAUCUCAUUAGGACGCGUCUCUGGUGGGAAUGAUGAUAAAUAUAGCCACGGUAUCUACAUGCGCUUUCAAACAAAGAAGGAUCUAUUGAAAUUUUAUGAGAAUCAAUUCUAUGUGGGUGUCCUUAGGGACCAUGUUGUGCCUUACUGCCAUGAGAUUAUCAAUGCCGACUUUGAGUCCGAAGUAGAAGAUGACAUGCUGUCAAUAUUUCGAAAAGGGGAGGAGUUCAACUAUGGUGUGGAGCUUGUACUUCUCAUAGCAUUUGGUAAGAGUUCUUUGGAUGGUCCUGCCGAAGAUGCUUUGCUCGCUCUGUCAAAGCUGACAAUGGAUUUCCCAUCCUUGAUUGUUCAGGCUACUAUCGGUUCAAAUUUUAACAUUUCCAGUGCGGAAUAUACUCAUGGUGUAGUAAUACGGUUUCUCUCUACGGAGGCCUUCCAGAUGUUCAUGAACAGUUCAGAAUAUAAUAAUAUGUGGAGAUCUAAGUUUCGGCCAAUUGUCCAAAAACAUCUUUCUGUUCAUUUUUCGAUUGAUCCAGUGGGCACAGAGCUUAUGUAGCAAAACUUUCACCCCAUUGCUGGUUCACUUGAGCUCCUUUGACCUGAGUUACAUAUAAAGCAUUUAAACAUCUUAUUUUUUAUAUUGACCAACCGCGGUGGCUUUGAGAUGCCUCUUCCGGACAAUCAGCAGACAUAAUUCUCACAGGAUAGGGAAAAAGUUAAUCUUUCGAUUGCCUCAUAUCAAGAUUGUCAUCCGGAAUUCACCUCGAAAUACUUCAAAAUGAAAUGUUGGACUGCUUGGAGAACUUACUAAUUGAAUCUUCCUAUGUGGAUGUACAAAUUACUAUAGACUAUAGUACACCCUUGUUUAUUUUUUCUAAUUUGUAUAAUAAUAUAUCCGAUGGAUCGAAAAGCUAACUGGCUUCUCCACCAGUAAGGCUAUUCUUGCUUAAAAAUU